CUCAUAUAGGGCAACAAGUUGAGAGUCCUGGCAACACUCCACACCACCGCCUCCACCGCCACUCACCAACGGAUCCCGGUGCCUUGUGGACUCUUUCUUGCUCCCCUCACAUCCACCAGCAGGUGUCAUGAUUGCCGUGGCGUGGGUUCUCCUCUCGGGCGUGGCUUGGUGCCUUGCCUCUCCCCUCACCCCCGUACCAGGCGCCAUCGAAGCCUCCCCCUCUACCCACAAUGCCCCAGGAAGUGACAUCCCCGAGAUUCCCCAAGAGAAGAGACUACUCAAGUACUUCCUCCCCAGCAGCUCCUCAUGGAUGCCCACUCAGCAGGAAGGUUCCAAGCGUGGCUACAGCAAGAACUAUCUGAGGUUCGGUCGCAGUGAAGAAGACAAGAGGGGAGGUCGCAACUUCCUGAGGUUCGGCCGCGCUGACAUCAGCAGCAUUGAAGAUACCGACAUGCUCCCAGAGACCGAAGACUCCCUGGAGAAGAGAAACCGUAACUUCCUACGUUUCGGCCGCGACCGCAACUUCUUGAGGUUUGGACGCUCCGACGCCGAGGAAUUCGGUCUGCCCGGGGGACCCCUCGCUUUCUCCAACCUGCAGGAAGACGAUACUGAGGACUACCCUGUGGAGGAGAAGCGCUCUGGUCACAGGAACUACCUCCGCUUCGGCCGUGGCAACAGGAACUUCUUGAGGUUCGGACGUGACGACAGCCGCAACUUCCUUCGCUUCGGACGCUCUGUUGACCGUCAGCUGAAAGAACAGAAGGCCCAUGAAGCACCCCUUGCCCCCACCGUUGUCCCCCACUCCCCCGCCAAGACCCAGGACUCCCACCGCUCCAAGAGGUCUGCCAGCCCCUAUAACUACGUGGUGAUGCCCUCCCACGGCCCCGCUGCCUGGGCCCAGGACUUCCAGCCCGACCAGGAAGACGAGGACCUUGACAUGGCCAUUGACGGACCCGAAGGCGCCGUGAGCAAGCGUGGCUACAACAGGAGCUUCCUUCGCUUCGGUCGUGACCGUAACUUCCUUAGAUUCGGCAAGAGGAACGACGAUUCUGCCUCCGACGUGGUAGUGGUGGAGCCCGCCAGCUACCCCCGCUACCAGAGGGCCCCCCAGCGCAACUUCCUCAGAUUCGGUUGAGCUGUGACAGGUCUCCGGGCCGCCACUCUCCCCACCCCGUCCCCUCCCUACCUUUCUCCCGGACCGCCAGACACACACAUACACAUACCAUAUAUACACAUACUAUACUCGUACAUUCCCCAAUACUUAGAUGCCUAGUCGAACGCCAGUCGCCGCACCGCGCCCUCCCCUCACUGUUGUGCUGACCUGCGUGUCGCGUCAAGACUGCCGCAUUAAUCACCGCCACUCCUGCCACUCCCGCGAGGCGAUACGAGUGUCGUCGGAUCAGACGCACCAAAUAAUAAUCCAUUUAUGCAAACGAUGACGGCGGCGAGGCGCGGACGGCACCCUCAGCGCGUCGAAUGAGCUCCCCCUUACUAAGCCUGCAACCUCCUCUCUCCCCGGCGGUGACUCCCAGGCCGUGGCACUGCAAGACACGUUUCGCUGGACUUUCCCGAGAGGUGGAAGCAGCAGGGCAGCCAUGCUUAGUUUUGUUUCUCCUGAUGAAGGGGAGAGGCAUGGCUGGUCUCCACGGGCGUCUGAAUAUUUCCUGAAGAUGAUGAUGAAGAAUGAGUUGAAGAAUGAGGAGGAGUGGACGAGUGUAGCGAGCACUGAAGAGUGGAGUGUUUAGCAGUGUCUUUCUUUGAUUGUAAUGUUCUGCAGUGUAAGUUUAUCCUGUAGAGGAGAGUAGAGGAGAGCGCAUAACCCCUCACCAUCCCCCAAUCACUGUACAUCACUGUAUUCUUAAGGCACUAACGCGUGAUAUGUUCAAUGCCAGAAGUAUUAUAGAGUAUACAUGAGUAGUUUUUAGUUGGGCUGGGAAUAAUUGUAGAUAUAUUUAUUUACUUAUUUAUUUAUUUAUCUACUUAUAAGUUGAUUUAUUGUUAUUUUAUUAUUAUUAUUAUUAUUAUUAUUAUUACAACCGAGUGUUCUCUAGUCAGUGCAGGUCUCAUGAAGUCUCUCUCUACAUCUCGCUCUCUCUGAAUUCAAAUUGAGGUUUAAGUCAAAUACCUUAUUUUCACACACACACACACACACACACACACACACACACACACACACACACACACACCAUUUAGCUAUAAUAGAUACUAAGACAUACACUGAGGAGGUCUUAAGUGCUCGUUGCCACGUCUACUGAAGGCCACGAGAAAAAACAAGGAUUAGCAAGUAUACCAGUGCAAAGAGGUUACCGGGACUCCAGUUGAAAAGAAAACGUGCAUCAUUAUUAUUGUUAUCGUUCCUGAGGUCAAGAUAAUGGAGGUAUCUAAUGGUAAUAUGAUUUGAAUUUACCCCCCGAUCUAUAUGAUGUGUAAGGGAGUGUUGUAAGAGGCAGGAGGAGGCGAACCAUAGGCCAAUGAUAUUCAGUGACCAUUCUAAGUAUUGAUAUCACCGUGUCUCACUUUGUUGAAAUAAAAUAUUCAUUUCUCAAAA
Messenger RNA from Scylla paramamosain (green mud crab), 2548 nucleotides. It is a transcript of the gene FMRFa, whose product is annotated as FMRFamide neuropeptides-like. Gene Ontology annotation, biological process: neuropeptide signaling pathway. The transcript has 5 exons. Lineage: Eukaryota; Metazoa; Arthropoda; Malacostraca; Decapoda; Portunidae. The record is from RefSeq and is a predicted model, not a curated record. The coding region runs from base 128 to 1135 and encodes 335 amino acids.